This is a messenger RNA of Postia placenta MAD-698-R-SB12, 900 nucleotides long. RefSeq lists its product as hypothetical. Bases 90 to 752 code for a protein of 220 amino acids. Lineage: Eukaryota; Fungi; Basidiomycota; Agaricomycetes; Polyporales; Adustoporiaceae. The record is from RefSeq and is a predicted model, not a curated record. The transcript has 7 exons.
CUGUUGAGGCGUCGACACGCGUGCUAGCAUUUCGGUCGCUUUUACACCUAGCUUCUCUAUACGAUGAUCUUUGCCACGAUAUCCCGAAGAUGCAAUUAAUCGACCAAUUUCGUCGGGGCAUCAACGGGCCUCUGGCUGAAUUCUUCCUGUCGAGUCUCACAACCUCCGAAGGCAUUCAUAAUGACAUAAUUAGAAAGGCCCUGUGUCAACAGGGUGUUCUGCACGAUUUAGUAAAACUGUUAACGCCUCAGCCUGACGCAGUAGAUAUUCGGAUGAUAUCUAUGCAGUGUAUUCUUCACUUCGUGGAGCAUGAGGAUUCAUAUACAAGUAUCAAGACCGCAAGUGCGGUCAGGAAGCUUGUUGCAAUCCUUGAGAGCAAGGAAAAGGAGCUCUGCUACAUGGCUGCCGAAGUCUUGGCGUCUUUUGUACACGCUCCGCUUCUGUGUGAGGUCAUGCUCAGCAAUGAGAAUAUGUCAAUUGAAUCGCUGGCAAGUCACCUGCGCAAUUACACUAAAGAUCACACUGUGGAUCCUGGUCCGGUACUCCGAGUGUUGCGGAGUCUGGCUGCUCAAGAUCCAUGGCGCAAUGCCAUUAUGGGACAUGAAGACUUGUACAAUCUGGUAGAUGGUAUUUCCAGGUCGGCGACCGCGCCUCCGGACGUACAGCAACAAGCAUCGGACGUGAUGGUUCUUCUAGUGUGCCGGAGCUCCAUUGCACAACGAAUUGCAAAGGUUCUCCCUUUUUCGAUUUGACAGUCUCGAGCAAACCAAUGACGGGCGGCGCUUGGCUGAUUUGUCUUCAAUAUCCACGAUGAUUUAUGUGCUGUGGUCAUACUGUUUAAAUACAAAUAUUCGGAAAGGGUUGUGCACUGGACCGCAGAUAGCACUAUCUAUGACUGCC